Molecule: messenger RNA, 675 nt
Organism: Vidua macroura (Pin-tailed whydah)
Lineage: Eukaryota; Metazoa; Chordata; Aves; Passeriformes; Viduidae
Product: basic proline-rich protein-like
Exons: 2
Coding region: 1-675 (224 amino acids)
Source: RefSeq, a predicted model, not a curated record
AUGGUCACCCAAGUCCCGGUGAUCCCGCGGCGGCGGCGUCGGUCCGCGCCCACGUGCCGGCCGGUGCGCCCCGCCGCCACCGCCGCACACGUGCUCCCGGCGCCGCGCCCGCCUAGGCCCGGCGCCGCCGCCGCAUGUGUUGCGAGUACUGCCGCCCCCGCCCCGCCGCGACCGUGCUCUCGUGCCGCCGCCGGUGCCCGCGGGGCCGCGGUUGCGGCCGGCAGUGACACGUGUCCUUGGCAGAGGCCGCCGCCGCCGCGGGGGGGAGCGGGGCCGCCGGAUGCCGCACCGGGCACCGCACCGCGCCCUCCCGCCGCCGUGAUGGUGGUGCCGCCGCCCCGGGACGGAGCCGGCCGCAGCCGCCGGUUUGGCCGCCGCCUCGGCCUGGGGGCGAGGCCGCGCUUGGGCCUGGCGGGGCCGGCCGCUUUCGGGCCACCGCCGCGGCCUGUCCCAGCUCCGCCGUCGGACCCCCCGCCCCGUCGGCGGGCCCAGCACAGGCCGCGGCCCGGCCGCUCCCGGCGCAAGAGAGGCGGCGGCGGCGACUCCGAUUACAAACAGCCGCGGCGGUGCCCCGUUGUCCCCCCGGGACGGAACCCGCAUUCCCUGGCCCAGCUGGGCUACCCGGGCCAGUGCGAAGCCGGGCCAGUCCGGGCUCCCCCGCGGGGCCCGGCCUGA